GUGAGCAGUUCAUCAAAGAUUGUUUCUGCAACAUUCUAGCGUUUUCCGAGUGUUUUUCCUGUUUUAUGUGUGUGCUAUGACCGAAAAAUGGUGGAGAAGUGUCCAUGACACGCAAAGAUGGCUACCCUAGGGCUAUCAAAGGUCUUCAUCCUAGACAAGUACUUCACCGAACUGCAAAAGUUCUGGGAGACCGAGAAAAAACUUCAAGAUGCUUCCUCGUCGAACGAAGCUGUUCACCUGCAACAGCGCCUACGUAGCUUAAGCACCGAACUGGUAACACUGCGCAACCGCCUCCAUGUGCAGGGCGGUCCACAUCAGCCGCAACAGCAGCAACCGACGGCAAAAUCUUCUAAUGCUGCUACCACCAAAGAAGCAAAACCCCUGCUAUCGGCAGCGUUACCUCCUGCUACCAGUCACCUGCAGCUGGAGGUACUGUCGAGAAAAAGUUUCAAUGUACCUGACCUUUUCGUCUCCUCAUCACAAUCUUCUAUAGCAGAUCUGGAAGAUCUCAUCCAUCUUCAUGGUCCCCUCACGGAGGAUGCAGUUAUGAAGUGCUUGCAAGCCAGGUUCCAAGCAUCAUAUUUUUAUACGAACGUCGGACCCAUACUUCUUUGUGUGAAUCCCUAUAGAGAUGUAGGAAAUCCUCUCACCCUGAGCAGUACCAGGAACCUAGCUUUGAGUAUUCAACUCAACAGGGUAGUUCAAGAAGCUGUUCGGCAACAAUCAGAAACUGGUUACCCCCAGGCGAUAAUUUUAUCUGGUACAAGUGGAUCAGGAAAGAGUCAUGCUUCCAUGUUACUGCUGAGGCAGCUAUUUGCCGUAGCUGGGGGAGGACCAGAGACUGACGCUUUCAAACACUUAGCUGCCGCCUUCACAGUAUUACGUUCCCUAGGUUCAGCAAAGACUCAGAAAAAUUCGGAAGCAAGUAGAAUUGGUCAAUUCAUAGAAGUACAAGUAACAGAUGGAGCACUCUAUCGCACGAAAAUUCAUUGCUACUUCUUGGAUCAGACGAGAGUCAUAAGACCAUUACCAGGUGAAAAAAAUUACCAUAUUUUUUACCAGAUGCUCGCCGGUUUGUCCAAUGAGGAGAGAGCGAAACUCAAUCUCGAAGGACGUUUCCCAUCGACCAUAAAGUAUCUUCAGUAUGGAGAUACAAAGCAAGAUUUGACAGAGGAUUUCAACAGGUUUCAAGCAUGGAAAAACUGCCUCGGGAUCCUGGGCAUCCCUUUUCUAGACGUCGUUCGUGUUCUCGCAGCCGUUCUACUACUAGGUAACGUACAAUUCAUCGAUGGAACGGGCUUAGAAGUUGAUGUCAACGGAGAAAAAGAACUCAAUGCCGUAGCCGGACUACUAGGCGUGUCGGGAACUGCCCUAUUUCGUGGACUAACUUCCCGUUCCCACAAUUCAAGAGGACAGCUUGUGAAGUCUGUUUGUGAUGCGAAUAUGUCGAAUAUGACAAGAGACUGCCUUGCUAAAGCUUUAUAUUGCCGUACCGUAGCUACAAUCGUUCGGAGAGCUAAUAGUCUCAAAAGAUUAGGGUCCACCCUAGGCACUCUCAGUUCAGAUAGUAAUGAAUCUGUCCAGAAUCAAGCCGAAGUCACCAGUCAACACACUUCAACCGUUGGUGGAAGCACACAUGCGGGUAGCAAAUCAAUGGCGGCUCUGAACAAUGCAGUAAGACACGCAACAGAUGGUUUCAUUGGUAUUCUUGAUAUGUUUGGCUUCGAGGAUCCCAAACCAAGUCAAUUGGAACAUUUAUGUAUCAAUCUGUGUGCUGAAACCAUGCAACAUUUUUAUAACACCCAUAUUUUCAAGUCCAGCAUUGAAUCCUGUCGUGAUGAAGGCAUAAACUGCGAAGUUGAGGUUGACUAUGUAGACAAUGUACCAUGCAUCGAUCUAGUAUCUUCUCUACGUACAGGUCUCCUCAGUAUGUUAGAUGUAGAGUGUUCUAGUAGAGGAACAGCUGAAUCCUACAUUUCCAAAAUCAAAGUUCAACAUAAGAGCAAUAAUAGAUUAUUUGAUCCACAGCCAUUAGAUCCAAGGAUGUUUGGUAUUCAACAUUUUGCUGGCAGAAUAGUAUACGAUGCUACAGGCUUUUUAGAAACGAAUAGAGACGUCAUUUCAGACGAUUUAGUAGCAGUGUUUUAUAAGCAUACUUGUAACUUUGGCUUUGCAACACACCUUUUUGGUAGUGAACUAAAAGCGCUCUUUUCUGUCGAAACAGUACCAAGAGGAGUUAGUUUCAGAAUAUCCCCAACUUCUCAUGCUGAUCUCCUCAACGGGGAUGAACCUAUAUCUACACUAACUCAAGAUUUCCACACGAGAUUAGAUAACCUACUGAGAACACUGGUGCAUGCGAGACCCCACUUUGUGCGCUGUAUAUGCAGUAAUUCCCAGGAAACUGCGAAUAAAUUCGACCGUGGAACAGUGGUUCGACAGAUAAGAUCAUUACAAGUCCUAGAAACAGUGAACCUGAUGGCAGGUGGUUAUCCACAUCGUAUGCGGUUCAGAGCUUUCAAUUCAAGGUAUCGUCUUUUAGCACCUUUUGCAACGAUACAUAGGACAGAAGAAAAAGUGAUUGAUGAUAGUAAUUUGAUUUUGCAAUAUGUAUUGGAUUCGAUAACAAAGCAGCAAGGUCUCGUUUCGAAUAGCUUCGCAAUGGGUAAGAGACAUAUAUUCCUCAGCGAAGGAAUCAGACAACACUUGGAAAAACUGAGGAGUGACACGCGUCAAAAAGCUGCAAUAUUGAUACAGUCCACAUGGAGAGGUUGGCAUUGUAGGUAUCGUUGGGCAACAUUGAGAAAAGAGAAGACAUGCAAUCAGCCGCCUGUAUCACGAAAUAGUUUGGUUAGUACUAGACCAAGACCACAACCUAUCGCUGGUACUCCUCCACCUGAUCUCAACGAGAAAUGUGAUUCUAAAAUAAUUCAACUGACCUGCAGUUUAUACGGUUUAGACCUGGAACGGCCUCCACCUGUACCUCCGAGUCGAUCUUAUACUGUCACCGGCAAUACCAAACAUGGUUAUCCCCAAGCACGACUUAUGAAAAUGAAUUUUCCUGAGGAAAAUAAUGGUGAAGGGUCGGUUUUACACAAAGGAGAGACUGUUUUAGUCAUAGGAGCUUCUCAUCGUAGAGGUCAUUUGAUAGUCGAACACGAGAAUUGUAAUCUACAUGUUCCUUUCCAAUUUAUGGAGUUGAAACAAAGUGUCAAUAUUUGAUCUUGCCAUUAUUGAAUUAGAGAUAGUUUUACUAGAUUGACUGUAAUAUAAUCUCAUGGGAGAAUAUCAAUAAAUAUUACCUAUUUU
Messenger RNA from Phaedon cochleariae (mustard beetle), 3306 nucleotides. The record is from the annotation of a GenBank genome assembly. Lineage: Eukaryota; Metazoa; Arthropoda; Insecta; Coleoptera; Chrysomelidae.